UAUUGGACGUACGUGAUCGAUCAAAUCAUUCAGUUUGGGCGGCCGGCCUUAAUUCUCCCAUCUACAAAUUCGGCGCCAAACUGAUAAUUUCAUCCAUCGAUUAUUUCAUCGAUCGAUCGAUCAAUGCCUAUAUAAACCUCGCGUUGCCUCGCCUUUCAGUUCAUCGAUCCAUCCAUCCACAGAUCAGCAGCAGCAAGACAGAGCCUGCUAGCUAGCUAGGGUUCAGCAAUGGCGGGUGCUCCUCGGGGACUAGUUCUCCUCGGCGUUUGCGCCGUCCUGAUGGCGGCCGCCGUUCAUGGCGAGGCGGCGUCGGUCGUCGUCGGCACGGCCAAGUGCGCCGACUGCACCAGGAAGAACAUGAAAGCCGAGGAUGCUUUCAAGAGUCUCCAGGUGGCGAUCAAGUGCAAGAACAGCAAUGGCGAGUACGAGAGCAAGGCCGCCGGCAAGCUCGACGGCACCGGCGCAUUCAGCGUCCCCCUCGACGCUGACCUCCACAGCUCCGACUGCGUCGCCCAGCUCCACAGCGCCGCCAACGAGCCAUGCCCCGGCCAGGAGCCGUCCAAGAUCAUUCCCCAGUCUGAGGGCACCUUCGUCGCCGUCGCCGGCAAGACCCACUACCCAUCAGCAUUAUGCGCGUCGGCGACCAUCUGCGGCCCGAUCAAGAAGAAGAUCAUCGACCACUUCCACAAGAAGCCCGUGCCACCGAAGCCCGAGCCCAAGCCGGAGCCGCCCAAGCCGAAGCCCGAGCCGGAGCACCCCUUCCUCGACCACUUCCACAAGAAGGAGAAGCACUUCUUCGACCACUUCCACAAGAAGCCGGUGCCACCCAAGCCUGAGCCUAAGCCGGAGCCCAAGCCUGAGCCGAAGCCGCAGCCGGCGCCGGAGUACCACAACCCCACCCCUCCGGCGAACUAGGCAACGACGAACAUGAUGAUGAUUUGCUGCCCGGCCUGUCAGUUUGUCUGCAUAAUAAUGUGUUUGAGAUUCAGGUGAAACAUUAGCUUUUUCAUCCAGAGGAGUUUCAGUUUGUACUUGUAUCUAUUUAUAUGGUAUCAGCAGGGAUGAGGGAUAUGUUUGUAAUAUUAGAUGUGCAUUCUUUUGCUUUCUACCAAAUGAAUGAAGUUACAUACUACCUCCGUUACAUAUUA
This is a messenger RNA of Oryza brachyantha (malo sina), 1148 nucleotides long. Its product is annotated as proline-rich protein 4-like. Lineage: Eukaryota; Viridiplantae; Streptophyta; Magnoliopsida; Poales; Poaceae. The coding region runs from base 229 to 915 and encodes 228 amino acids. The transcript has 2 exons. The record is from RefSeq and is a predicted model, not a curated record.